This is a messenger RNA of Physella acuta, 13247 nucleotides long. Its product is annotated as dynein axonemal heavy chain 7. Gene Ontology annotation, molecular function: dynein intermediate chain binding; dynein light intermediate chain binding; ATP binding. NCBI's taxonomy places the organism in Eukaryota, Metazoa, Mollusca, Gastropoda, Physidae. Gene Ontology annotation, biological process: microtubule-based movement. Gene Ontology annotation, cellular component: dynein complex. The record is from RefSeq and is a predicted model, not a curated record.
GUGCCAUAUUGUUUAUUGUGGUGAUCAAUCUACGCUGGCAACCCUUGCUAGCGGGAAUUAGAGAACAUUAAUGAAUAAAGCUAAUACAUAAUUUUACCGUCGGUUGGAAUAUGGAGCAUGUAGUUAAACUGCCCCAUAUAGGACCAAGUAAGGGAAAGGCAACAGAUGAACCAAUAAGAUUUCUCCCUGCCUUGCCAACAUCAAGAGGAAAGCCAGCAUGGCAAAUAAAUCAACCAACUUUUAUGCUAUCUAGUCGCAACAAUGAUGAAACACCUGAGCGCAUUGACUUUAUAGGUGAAAUAACAGGGGAUGCCAAAAAGAAUAAGAAGCACCCAUUGAAGCUUAAACCCCUUGACCAAACACAGAAGAAUGGAGAUAUUGACACAUUCAAACAACCUAAAAGAGACAGAGAGAACUUUAGAAAGGCCUUGGUGGAAAUCAUUAUGGAGCAACAGGGGAGCCUGCCUAAAACAGCAGCAGACAUGGUUGAAAAUGGUGAAAUACCAGAUGUACCUAGAGUGCCCUCCCCUACAUCAGCAGAAAAAGAUGUUUUGCGCUACUACUACUACAUUAAUCAUGGCAUAGACACUGAGCAUGUUGCACCUAUGGAAGACUCUUGGCUUGAACAUGUUCUCAAUCUUGUGUCAGAUGACUUAAAGGAGGGUCAUGCUGAAACAAUUGAAAGCCUCUCAGAUGAGAUGAAAGAAGACUAUUUGCUCAGUGUCAAGAAAGCUAUAGUGGACUUUGUGCUGAAGGAUCCUAGACAGCAGGAUGAUGACAAAGAUGAAAAACUUCCACCUCACAGAGAGGAAAUGGCAGUCAAGCCAAAACCAUGGAACAAAUCUUUUUUGGCUGCUUUGGAAUACACAUCAGAGCAUCUCCAUAACACCAAUCCAUGCAUGAUGCAAGUUCUAGACCUGUGGCACUUUAGCUUUGGAAAGCUCAGAUUUAUUGACAUUGAAGAGUUCCAUUCAAGAGAAGAAUCAAUGGAGUUGGGCAUCUUCCAAAACCUUUGCAUGAGACAUAUUGAAGCAGCAAAAGAAAAAUUACUCAAAAAAUGGUUUAUUGAAGUCCAGGGCAUUUUCUACCAAGGAAACAAAAGAAAGCAAGUGCCUACCAGCCAAGAGCAAGAAAAACUCGAGUCUUUUUUCAACUGUGCAGCUACUUUGAUGAGCCAGAACCUACAGAACCUGACUCUUGACUCCAUAGAUGACUACACAAAUCUGCUUGUACAACCACCUACUUCAGUUAGAGCUUAUGAACAUUCUGGAUUUAUUUUGCGUCUAAUCUUGGAAGAAACUGAGAUCAAAUGUGAGCCCACCUUCAGUGAUUUUCAGGUGGUGCUAGUCAAUGUCUUUGAUGUAAUAAUAAAGGCAUCCAGGGACAUCCCUCGCAUUGAGACUAAACUCUAUUCUGAAUGGAGUGGCAACAAAGCCAAGGCCUUCCUGCGCCCUGUUGUCCUUGAUGAGAUUCUUGAUGUCCACAAGGCCAAGGUCAAUGAGCUGAUCAUUCAGGAGAGUGUCAGGCCCACAGAACACACAAAGCACUAUGAGAAGUAUGCUCAGCUCAUUAGCAGACAGGCUGACGAGGAUGUCACCAAAUUUAUUGAAGAGCAGCACAGCUUUGAUGACUAUGCUAAAGAGUUGUUGAAGUAUGGCAAGCUGGUGGAUGAGAUUAUGUACAACUCUGUCAAGGUUGUGAGGCUGGGGAUGUUUGAAGUACAUUGUGAUGAACUAAUUAGAGCACUGACCAAACGAGCUGAAGGUCUGCGCAGCCGUUUAUUGGCCAAAAUGUGUGAGGACCACCAGAAAGAAAACAAAAAGCUUGUGGACCAGUACAGGGAAAUAUCUGACAAGGCACUCUCCACACCUGAAAACACAGAAAAGCUGGUAGAGCAAAUGGCCUACAUCAAUAAAUGUGAAUCUGAAACCAUAUUCCUUCUGGAGAAACAGCUGAUCCAAAGCAAGGACCGCCUGACUUUCCUCAGUGACCACGCCAAUUUUUCACCAACUGAAACAAGACUAAAUGCUGAAGUGUUUAAAUGGAAUCAAAGAAUGCCCUUGGUAUUUGAGGAAUACAAACAACAAGCUAAUGAGAAGAAGAUGCAAUAUGAGGAAGCUCUUAAGCUUCGACGUGAGCGCUUCAUUGAAGAAUUGGAAAGUUAUGCUAAACAAGUUGAAGAGUUCCAAGGAUUUGGGGACAUGUCAGAAAUCAACAGAUACCUUAAAAAAGCUCAGGCACUGGAUAGCAAACUUCAAAUUGCGGCUGACAAGAUUGAUGCAUUUAAUACGGAGGAAGAAGCUUUUGGCUGGGAUGUGACCACGUACCCCCAGCGUAUGAACAUCAUCAACAACCUGAAACCUUAUCAGCAACUGUACGAACUGACUGUUGACUUCAACACCAAACACAAAGACUGGAUGGAUGGCCCUAUGAAUGGAGUUGACCCAGAUGUUGUGGACCAAGAAGUUGGCAACUUCUGGAGGUCAUUGUACAAACUGGAAAAAACAUUUGAUUCUGUACCUGCCGCCAAGAAAAUAGCAUCAAAGGUCAAGGUAAAAGUGGAGGAGUUCAAGGACCACAUGCCUCUGAUUCAAACACUGUUCAACCCUGGCCUAAGGGAGCGUCACUGGGCUCAGAUCUCUGAGAUAGUGGGCUACAACAUGCGUCCUGAUGACUCCUACUGCCUGAGCAAGCUGGUGGAUAUGAACUUGGAUCCUUUCAUCCCCAAGUUUGAGUCCAUAUCUGAGUCGGCCAGCAAGGAGUUCUCACUGGAGAAAGCCAUGCAGAGCAUGAAGAAAGAAUGGGCACCGUUUGAGUUUGUAGUCAUACCAUACAGAGAGACAGGGACGUCAAUCCUGUCUUCCAUUGAUGACAUUCAGCAACUGCUGGACGACCACAUCGUCAAGACACAAACCAUGCGAGGCUCCCCCUUCAUUAAACCAUUUGAACAAGAAAUUAAGGAAUGGGAAGGCAAGCUGAUGCUGUUGCAGGAUAUUCUGGAUGAGUGGCUCAAAGUUCAGGCCACCUGGUUGUACCUAGAGCCCAUCUUCAGUUCACCUGAUAUCAUGGCUCAGAUGCCGGAGGAAGGGAGGCGAUUCGCCACAGUUGACAAAAACUGGCGAGACAUCAUGAAAUCUGUAAACAUUGACAAACACGUGUUGGCCGUGCUCAAUAUUGACAAGAUCCUAGAGAGAUUGAAGAAAUCCAAUGAGCUUCUUGAACUUAUCCAAAAGGGACUGAAUGAGUAUCUGGAGAAGAAACGACUUUACUUCCCGCGUUUCUUCUUUCUCUCUAAUGAUGAACUUCUUGAGAUUUUGUCUGAGACCAAGGAUCCCACACGUGUACAACCACAUUUGAAGAAAUGUUUUGAGGGCAUCGCAACUCUGGAGUUCACUGAUGUCCUAGACAUUACCCACAUGAAAUCAAGUGAGGGUGAAGUUGUCCUGCUCAAGGAUGUGAUCUCUACCUCCAAGGCCAGAGGUCAGGUGGAGAAAUGGCUGCUGGAGCUAGAGGCUGACAUGGUUGGCUCUAUACACAAGGUGAUUGGAGAGUCCAUUCUGGCCUACAAUACAAGUCCUCGCCGUGACUGGGUCAGGAACUGGCCAGGUCAAGCAGUUUUGUGUGUCUCACAGAAAUACUGGACAUCUUUUAUCCACGAGUCCAUUCGGAUAGGACAUGAGUCCCUUGCUAACUACCUUCAACUAAACAACACGCAGAUUGACGAAGUUGUGGCCCUUGUCAGAGGGGACCUGUCCAAGCAGAACCGUGUGACCCUGCAGGCUCUGAUUGUGCUGGACGUCCACGCCAGGGACGUGCUGGCCACAUUGGUUGAUGACAAGGUCUCCAGUGAACUGGACUUCAAGUGGCUGAGCCAGUUGCGCUAUUACUGGGAGGAAAACCAAAUGGUGACUAGAAUGAUCAACUCCAAACUGCCCUAUGGCUAUGAGUACCUUGGGAACUCUGGACGUCUGGUCAUCACCCCCCUGACUGACAGAUGCUACAGAACUUUGUUUGGGGCACUUCACCUUCACCUUGGUGGUGCCCCUGAAGGCCCUGCUGGCACAGGAAAAACAGAAACAACCAAAGAUUUGGCCAAGGCUGUAGCUAAGCAGUGUGUGGUUUUUAACUGCUCAGAUGGACUGGAUUACAUUGCUCUUGGAAAGUUUUUUAAGGGUCUUGCCUCUUGUGGCGCCUGGUCAUGUUUUGAUGAGUUUAACAGAAUUGACCUGGAAGUGUUGUCUGUUGUUGCCCAACAGAUCCUAACCAUUCAAAGAGGUAUUUUGGCUGGCUCAGACACACUCAUGUUUGAGGGAACAGAGAUCAAGUUGGACCCCACCUGUUCUGUGUUUAUCACCAUGAAUCCUGGCUAUGCUGGCAGAUCUGAGUUGCCAGAUAAUCUUAAGGCUUUGUUCAGAACAGUAGCCAUGAUGGUGCCAGACUAUGCCCUGAUUGCUGAAAUCUCUCUGUACUCCUGCGGCUUCGUCAACGCCCGCCCCUUGUCUGUAAAGAUUGUGGCUGUGUACCGUCUGUGCUCCGAGCAGCUCUCAUCUCAGCACCAUUAUGAUUAUGGCAUGCGUGCCGUCAAGUCUGUUCUCACAGCUGCUGCCAAUCUUAAGCUGAAAUACCCAGAAGAAGAUGAAAACAUUCUGAUGUUGCGUUCCAUCAUUGAUGUCAACCUCCCCAAGUUCUUGAACCAUGACCUCCCACUUUUCCAUGGCAUAACCUCUGACCUUUUCCCAGGGAUCAAACUCCCAGAGCCAGACUAUGUGGAUAUUAAUGCUGCCAUCAAGGAAAACUGUGAGAAGGAGAACCUACAGUGCACAAAUUUCUUCCUAGAGAAAAUACAACAGAUCUAUGAGAUGAUGAUUGUCCGUCAUGGUUUCAUGAUUGUGGGUGAACCACUGGGUGGUAAAACAAGCGCCUACAGGACCCUGGCUCAAGCCCUGGCUACCCUCAAGGAGAAGGACCUGAUGAAUGAGAACAAAGUACAGAUAACAGUCAUCAACCCUAAGGCCAUCACAAUGGGUCAGCUGUAUGGUCAGUUUGACCCUGUUUCUCAUGAAUGGUCAGAUGGUGUACUUGCUGUGUCCUACAGAGCCUUUGCUACAUCCACUUCUGAUGAUCGCAAGUGGUUGAUAUUUGAUGGUCCAGUUGACGCCAUCUGGAUUGAGAACAUGAACACUGUGCUGGAUGACAACAAGAAGCUCUGUCUGAUGAGUGGUGAGAUCAUUCAGCUGGCCCCCACCACCAAUCUCAUCUUUGAGCCAAUGGACUUGGAGGUGGCCUCCCCUGCCACUGUGUCUCGUUGUGGUAUGAUCUACAUGGAGCCUCAGACACUUGGGUGGCGCCCUCUAGUCAAGUCCUGGAUGAACAAACUCCCAUCAACCCUGUCAGAAGUUCAUAAGGGAAUCCUCAAUGACAUGUUUGAAAGAUUUGUUGAUGCCGGUUUACAGCUGGUUCAUAGGGCAGGGGUCAAGGAGUUAUCUCCCACAACAGAUUCCAAUCUAGUGGUGGCGCUGAUGAAUCUGAUUGACUGCCAGCUUGAUGAAUUCCAUGAUGAGGCCAAGAUAGCUCAGCUAGAGGAGAGAGAAAUCAUUACAUGGUUGGAGAGCAUUUUCUUCUUUGCCUUGACCUGGUCACUGGGUGCCAGCAGUGAUGACAAAGGUCGGCUCAGAUUUGACAAGUUGGUCAGAGAAUUGAGUUCUGGUGGAAUGACAGAAGAGACCAGGAAAGCUAUUGGCCUCGUUGAUCUCAUUGAGCCUCCAAUGAAACCUUACGUUAAUCCUCAUCCACCCAAAGGCAAAAUUUAUGACUACAAGUUUGUGAAAGAGGGUUCUGGAAAGUGGGUGCCGUGGUCAGAUGAAAUCAAGGACACACCCCCAAUACCUAAAGAAGCGCAGUUCAACGAAAUCAUAGUUCCAACAAUUGACACUGUGCGCUACAAUGCCUUGAUGGAGAUGAUGAUUUUACACAACAAGCCAUGUCUGUUUGUUGGCCCAACUGGUACCGGCAAAAGUUGUUACAUUACUGACUUCCUGCUGAACCGCUUGAACAAAGACGUCUACAAACCAAACAUCAUCAACUUCUCAGCCCAGACCAGCGCCAACCAGACACAGAACAUCAUCAUGUCCAAGCUGGACAGAAGGAGGAAGGGAGUGUUUGGACCCCCACUGGGCAAGAAGGCGGUUGUGUUUGUGGAUGACCUGAACAUGCCCCUCCAGGAGACCUACGGAGCACAACCCCCCAUUGAGCUGCUGCGGCAGUGGCUUGACCACUGGAACUGGUAUGACCUGAAGGACACAUCUGGAAUUAAGUUGAUUGACAUACAGUUUAUGGGUGCUAUGGGACCUCCAGGAGGUGGUCGCAACCCAAUCACUCCCAGAUUUUUGCGUCAUUUGAACACAAUAACCAUCAAUGAGUUUGAUGAUGAAACCAUGGUCACCAUCUUCAAAAACAUCAUGGACUGGCAUAUCAGUGCAAGAGGUUUCAGCAACGAGUUCAAGCUGUGUGCCGAGCAGAUUGUGUUAGGAACACUACAGGUGUACAAGGAAGCUCUGCAGAACCUGCUGCCCACCCCCGCUAAAUCACAUUACCUGUUCAACCUGCGAGACUUCUCCCGCGUCAUUCAAGGUGUUCUGCUGUCAACACCUGACACCAUGGAGGAGCCCACCUCCAUGAAGAGGCUGUGGGUGCAUGAGGUGUUUAGAGUUUACUAUGAUCGUCUAGUUGACGAUGGAGACAGAGACUGGCUUUUUAAGACCACCAGAGAAAUCAUCAAGGACAAAAUGAGGGAAGACUUUGAUCAUAUUUUCAGCCAUCUUGAUGCAGAUAAUGAUGGAAAAGUGACAGAGGAUGACUUGCGAUCGUUGAUGUACUGUGACUUUGCUGACCCCAAAUCAGACUCUCGUAGUUAUGUAGAAGUGCGGGAUCUGGAAAACCUGCGUCACAUCACAGAAGGUUACUUGGAAGAGUUCAACAACAUGAGCAGGAAACCAAUGAACCUCGUCCUCUUUAGGUUUGCCAUUGAGCAUGUCUCAAGAAUUGCUCGCAUCAUCAAACAGCCCAGAAGCCACGCCCUCCUGGUGGGUGUGGGUGGGUCAGGUCGUCAGUCCCUGACACGUCUGGCUACCCACAUGGCAGACUACGAUCUCUUCCAGGUUGAAAUUUCAAAGAGCUACACAACCACAGAAUGGCGAGAAGAUUUGAAGAGAAUUCUGAGGAAAUCCACAGAGACAGAGAACCAUGCAGUUUUCCUGUUCUCUGAUACACAGAUCAAACAAGAGUCCUUCCUUGAAGACAUCAACAACCUGCUCAAUGCAGGAGAGGUGCCCAACCUGUACCCAACAGACGAGAAGGCUGAGAUUUGUGAGAAGAUGAGAACUAUUGACAGACAACGUGACAAAACCAAGCAGACGGAUGGCUCAAUUGUGGCUCUGUUCAACCUUUUUGUGUCCCGUGUGAGGGACCAGCUGCACAUUGUUCUAGCAAUGAGCCCCAUUGGUGAUGCCUUCCGUAACCGCCUUCGGAAAUUUCCAUCCCUGGUCAAUUGCUGCACAAUAGAUUGGUUCCAGAGCUGGCCAGAGGAUGCUCUACAAGCUGUUGCCUCACGUUUCCUGGAGGACAUUGAGAUGGGAGAGGAAGAGAGGGCAGGCUGCAUCAAAAUGUGUAAACAUUUCCACACCUCCACUAGAGAUGUAUCAGAAAAAUUCCUUCUAGAACUUGAGCGUCACAACUACGUGACUCCUACCUCAUAUCUGGAGCUUAUUAGUACAUUCAAAUCUUUACUGGACAAAAAAAGAGAGGAAGUGAUGAAACAGAAGAGGCGUUACGAGGUUGGUCUGGAGAAGCUGGACUCUGCUGCCUCCCAAGUCUCAGUCAUGCAGAAGGAGCUGACUGACCUUCAACCUCAGCUUGUCAUCGCCUCCAAGGAAGUGUCAGAAAUCAUGGUGGUCAUUGAGAAGGAAUCUAUUGAAGUUGCUAAAGUUGAGAAGGUUGUGAAAGCUGAUGAGGCGGUGGCCAAUGAACAAGCUAGAGCAGCUCAAGCCAUUAAAGAUGAAUGUGACUCUGAUUUAGCUGAAGCUUUGCCAGCCCUCAACGCCGCCCUCGCUGCACUGGACACUCUCACACAGCAGGACAUAACAAUUGUCAAGUCGAUGAAAUCCCCUCCCUACGGCGUGCGUCUUGUCAUGGAGAGCAUCUGUGUGCUGAGGGGUGUCAAGCCAGAUCGUAUCCCUGACCCGUCAGGCUCCGGGAAAAAAAUUGAAGAUUACUGGGGACCUUCUAAAAAACUGUUGGGUGACAUGAAAUUUUUGGAAAACCUCCACACUUUUGACAAGGACAAUAUCCCUGUGGCCUACAUGAAGACCAUUCGGGCCAAGUACAUCCCCAACCCCGACUUUGACCCAGAUAAAAUUAAAGUUGCGUCCACUGCCUGUGAAGGCCUAUGUAAAUGGGUCAGGGCUAUGGACACAUAUGAUAAAGUUGCCAAAGUCGUGGCACCAAAGAAAGAGUCCCUGAAGAAAGCAGAGGGUGAACUAGCUGUUGCCAUGGCAUCCCUAGAGAAGAAGAGAGCAUCACUCAGGGAAGUUCAGGAAAAACUGAACAAGCUGCAGCAAAAACUGGAGUCCAACAAGGCCAGGAAAGCUGAGCUGGAGAAUGAGGUUGACCUCUGCACUAAAAAACUGGCCAGGGCUGAGCAGCUGAUUGGUGGAUUGGGUGGCGAGAGAGACAGGUGGAGCCAAGCUGCAAAGGAUCUUGGGAAGAAAUACAUUAACCUGACAGGGGAUGUUUUAGUGUCUGCUGGGAUUGUAGCGUACCUGGGGGCUUUUACCACGGCUUUCAGACAGGAAACAUCCCAUGAGUGGUUGAAAACAGUCCAGGAGAAUCACCUCCCUUGUUCCUCAGACUUUAGUUUAAUCAACACGCUGGGGGAGCCAGUCAAGAUUAGAGAGUGGAACAUCGCAGGUCUGCCUACAGACAACUUCUCGCUGGAGAAUGGCAUCAUCAUCAGCAAUGCUCGUCGCUGGCCGCUGAUGAUUGACCCCCAGGGUCAGGCCAACAAGUGGGUCAAGAACAUGGAGAAGGCCAACAACCUCCACGUCAUCAAACUCAGCGACGCAGACUUUGUCAGGACGCUGGAGAACUGCAUACAGUUUGGAACCCCAGUCCUGCUAGAGAACAUCAACGAGGAGCUGGACCCUAUCCUGGAGUCUCUGCUGCUCAAGCAGACGUUCAAACAAGGAGGGAGCUUGUGCAUCAAGCUGGGAGACUCCACCAUUGAGUACUCGAGUGACUUCAAGUUCUACAUCACAACCAAACUCAGGAACCCACACUACCUGCCUGAGACCGCUGUCAAGGUCACCCUGCUGAACUUUAUGAUCACGCCAGAAGGUCUGGAAGAUCAGUUACUUGGUAUUGUUGUUGCAAAAGAGCGACCGGAAUUAGAAGAGGAAAAAAAUCAACUUAUACUUCAAAGUGCAGCUAACAAAAAGCAACUGAAAGAGAUUGAGGACAAGAUUUUGGAAGUUCUGUCUUCAUCAGAAGGCAACAUUUUGGAAGACGAGACAGCCAUUAAAGUUUUGUCUUCAUCUAAAAAACUAGCCAAUGAAAUCUCAGAGAAACAAGCCAUUGCAGAAGUGACAGAGAAGAAGAUUGACACCGCUCGCAUGGGCUACAAACCAAUCGCCAUCCACAGCACCAUCCUGUUUUUCUCCAUCGCUGACCUGGCCAACAUAGAGCCCAUGUACCAGUACUCCCUCACCUGGUUCAUCAACCUGUUUAUUUUGUCCAUUGAGAACGCUGAGAAGUCAGAGAACCUUGACCAGCGCCUGCACAACCUACACGACCACUUUACCUACUCUCUGUACUGCAAUGUGUGUCGCUCUCUCUUUGAGAAGGACAAGCUUCUCUUCUCCUUCUUGCUGUGUGUCAACAUACAAAAACACAACAAGGAGGUCAACGAGGAUGAGUGGCGCUUCCUGCUGACCGGAGGCAUCGGCCUGGACAACCCUCACUCCAACCCAACCACCUGGUUGCCCUCCAAGUCUUGGGAUGAGCUGUGUAGGUUGGAUGACAUGGAGAACUUUAAGGACAUCCGCAAGAAACUCAUGACACAAAAGGAACAAUGGAAAGUUCUCUAUGACAGCUUGGAACCUCACCAUGAGACCCUGCCUGGUGACUGGAACCAAAAGCUGGGAUCUUUCCAGAGACUUCUUGUGCUGCGCUGUUUUAGACCUGAUAAGGUUAUACCAGCAGUGCAGGAGUUUGUCACUGAGAAAAUUGGUAAACAUUUCAUCGAGCCUCCGCCCUUUGAUCUGCCGAAAGCUUUUGGUGACAGCAACUGCUGCGCUCCGCUGUUGUUUGUCCUGUCUCCUGGUGCCGACCCAAUGGCUGCCCUGCUCAAGUUUGCUGACGACCAGGGCUUUGGUGGUGGGAAAUUUGAUUCCCUGUCCCUUGGUCAAGGUCAAGGCCCAAUAGCUCUGAAAAUGAUAGAAAAAGGUGUGAAAGAAGGGACUUGGGUCAUGCUGCAGAAUUGUCAUCUAGCCUCGUCUUGGAUGCCAACACUGGAGAAAAUUUGUGAGGAGUUUAACCCCGAGACAACCCACCCAGACUUCCGUCUGUGGCUCACAUCCUAUCCAUCGGAUAACUUCCCUGUGUCCAUCCUCCAAAAUGGUGUCAAAAUGACCAACGAGCCGCCCAGUGGUCUGAGGUUUAACAUCAUCAAAUCUUACAUGAGUGACCCGAUAUCUGACCAGGAAUUCUUUAAUGGAUGCAAACAACCAGCCAGAUUCAAGAAGCUCCUGUAUGGUCUGUGUUUCUUCCAUGCCCUGGUACAAGAGAGGAGGAAGUUUGGACCCCUGGGCUGGAACAUUCCCUACGAGUACAAUGAGACAGACCUGCGCAUCAGCGUCCAGCAGCUGCAGAUGUUCCUAAACGAGUAUGAAGAAGUCCAGUACGAAGCCCUCCACUACCUGACAGGUGAGUGCAACUACGGCGGCCGUGUCACGGAUGACUGGGAUCGCAGGACGCUGCUGACCAUACUCAACCAGUUCUAUUGUCCAGACAUCAUCAACAAGGACAACUAUUUCUUUGAUGACAGUGGCUUCUACUACAGUCCCAAGGAGGGAGAUUAUGAGAGCUACCUGGAGUACACAAGGAACCUGCCCUUGAACCCAUCACCUGAGAUUUUUGGCAUGCAUGCUAAUGCUGACAUCACCAAGGAUCAAAAGGCUACUCAGUUAUUGUUUGACAACAUUUUGCUGACACAGGCUAAAGCAUCCAGUAAGGGAGGCAGGUCCACUGACGACAUCGUGGAUGAUGUGGCUUCAGACAUUCUCAGCAAACUCCCACCCAACUUUGAUACAGAUGCUGCAUUGCGUAAAUACCCAACAUCUUACAGUCAGAGCAUGAACACAGUGUUGGUCCAGGAGAUGGUCAGAUUCAACAGACUUCUGGCUACUGUACGCACCAGUCUGGCUAACAUUAAAAAGGCAAUCAAGGGUUUGGUGGUGAUGUCAGCGGACCUAGAGGAGGUGACCCUCAGCAUCCUGAAGGGCAAGAUCCCGGGCAUGUGGAUGAAGAGGUCCUACCCCUCCCUGAAACCUCUGGGCAGCUACAUCAACGACUUCAUCACAAGGCUCAAGUUCCUACAAGACUGGUAUGACAAUGGACCGCCUUCAGUUUUUUGGAUUUCCGGAUUCUUCUUCACACAGGCCUUCCUUACAGGCGCCCAGCAGAACUAUGCUAGAAAAUUCACCAUCCCAAUUGAUCUGUUAGGCUAUGAUUACGAUGUGCUAGAAGACAAAGACUAUGAUACACCACCAGAAGAUGGUGUGUUUGUCAAGGGUCUGUAUGUUGAUGGUGCCAGAUGGGACCGGAAGAUUAAGAAACUGAACGAGUCCAUCCCAAAACAGCUGUUUGAUACUAUGCCAACAAUGUGGCUGAAACCAUGCAAGCGCUCAGAUCUGUCAGAUAAACAAGCAUACAGAUGUCCAGUCUACAAGACCAGUGAAAGAAGGGGCACGUUGUCUACCACUGGUCACUCUACAAACUUUGUUAUUGGGAUGAUGAUUCCAUCAGAUAAACCACAACAGCAUUGGGUACGGAGAGGUGUGGCACUCCUUUGUCAGUUAGAUGACUAGGUGGGGUGUGGUUGUGUGAGGUACUGCUGUGGUUGUGUGGCUGAUCUAGGUGACUAGGACACACAAGCUAAAGAAUUCAGGCUUCUUGGUUUGUCAAUACAAAGUAAAAGGGAACUUUGAAAUUUUCCUUUAUUCUUUAAUACAGUUAUUCACAGUAACAAUAAUUUGCAUGAGCGAUCCUUUACUUUGAUCUAAACAUAAAAAAUAAGCCUAUGCAUAGUUUAUGUAGAUUAACAUUUAUUUUCUGCUAUUCAAUUAAAUAUUUUUUACCUGUGUUGUGACUGACAGGAUUAUUUAAAGAAAGUAUUAGUGAGAAUGUUACUGUAAAUAUAUAUUUGUUAUAUUUUUAUUAUGGAUCUAAAACAUGUUUACUCUUUAAUAGUGAAAACUAUAAUUUAUGAACAUUAUCAUACUAUUAGUUUUAAUGCAUACAAAUAUUUAGUUAUUAAUUCUGUAAAAUAUGAGAGAGCUUUAUCCUGUUUAAAAUAAGUUGUGUUAAUGAAAAAAAAAUUGUGAUAUUGGUUUUACUGUACCUUAUAACAAAUGUAACAUAUUAUGUUUUUUUUUUUUCAAGUUGUUUCAUGUGAUAUUAUACACUAGCAUUACAACAGUAUGUUUAUUGUUUGUAAACUUUACGUUAUCGUUUUAAUACGUAACAAUUAAAACAUUUUUAUACCAGUAUUUGAGUCUGAGGCUCUCCGUCCUAAAUAAAUAAACUUAUAUUUUUCUCUGAUUGUACACCUUGUUCUUAGAACUUUUCUUGUAUCUGUUAAAUGAAUUAACCUGUGGGGUUUUGAUAAUGUAACACUUGAUUAUCACUAGCUCAUGUCACUUUCUAAUGGCCUUCACAUUCAACUCAUUUAUUUUAUAAUCAAUCUAAAAAUUUAUUUGAUUCCAGGUACCUAAUUAAUUAGCAUAUACAAUUUUUUGUUUUGUUAACCGAGUUAGGAGAAUGAAAAAUAAUUCUUCAUUACGAAAAAGUUUUCUUUUUUUCACAUGUAUAUUCAAUGGUCUAAACUUUGUAAACUUCAGUUGUAAAAGUGUUUUUUAAUAAACACAUUCCAAAAUGUUGUUUAACGUCAACUAUUCACAAUAAAAAUGAUUUUU